This is a messenger RNA of Syngnathus acus (greater pipefish), 4987 nucleotides long. RefSeq names its product junctional protein associated with coronary artery disease. The transcript has 4 exons. The record is from RefSeq and is a predicted model, not a curated record. Gene Ontology annotation, biological process: positive regulation of blood vessel endothelial cell proliferation involved in sprouting angiogenesis. NCBI's taxonomy places the organism in Eukaryota, Metazoa, Chordata, Actinopteri, Syngnathiformes, Syngnathidae. Gene Ontology annotation, cellular component: ruffle membrane; adherens junction. Bases 205 to 4236 code for a protein of 1343 amino acids.
GCCCAUGCAGUCCGAGGCAGCCAGCAACCGGCGCGUCCUCCCCGCCUACCAAUCGGCAUGCUCGGCUCGGGCUCCGCGCUCUGUGAGCAAGCCGAACCGCAGCGAGCGGCCACGCACGCACGCACGCAAGCACGCAUCUCGCCAGUGAUGGCCUCUGCUGUGCAGCACAGCGCAUAAGGCAAACCCCCACCUUUGCCCUCCACCAUGUACAGCGUGGAGGACCUGCUCAUCUCGCACGGCUACAAGCUGCCCAGGAGCGGCCCGCCAUCAGCCACUUACGACAAGCGGCCCACAGACUGCCAGCGUGAGCUCCUGCUUGACAACCGGGCGGGCCGGGCGGCGGUGGCGACAGCGCUCAACGGCUACGAGGCGGAGCGUGGCGGGGCCUCGGCGGCCGGCGGCUUGUACGGCAGCAGGCCGGCGCCCCUCAAGGGUUACGUGGACAGUGAGGGCGACAGGAGGAGGAAGGAGGCCUUCCUCGGUAUCCUAGGUGACGCUCAGCCCUUGGGUGAUUCUCUGGCUACAGACAGCGGUUUCUACGAUGUCCCGAGUUUGACGUACUCCGAGCCGCUCAGCCACGAUGAGAGGGAUAUUUCGUACUGGCGGAGGCGAGGCCAAGACUUUAGCAUUCUCCUGGACUAUGCUGAUGGCAGGGAGCUGAGGGCCUCUGCGGGGGCAUGGAGACCACAGGCCCUCAUAGCGGCCGAGGAACUCAGGGCAGAGAGGCAAGCGCAGCAGCUGUGGGAGGAAAUCUCCUGGCUGCGGGACCAAGAUACACCCGGUCAGCUGAGGGUGACGGGAGAGCGGAAGUGUCAGAGCCUCGGUACUGAGGAUUGGAGGCCUGCCGUGGGCCUGGGCAGGCAGUUGUCAGAUGGGGACGGCGAACGGUGGGCUUUGGAGCAGUAUCGCCUGAGGACACCUGAAGGUUUUUUUCACCCGAGAACAAAAGCCAAGUCUCAGUCCCUCCCAAGAGUUUUGUCACCUGAUGGAGCAAACAACAGAGAGCUUAUUCCAUCCAGGCCGAGCCUACCAGACAGACCGCAAAGGCUAAGCAGCACUCUUUUCUCCGGGCCCUAUAGUCGCUAUAUCUACAGCGGUGCUAUUGGCAGGGACCGAUGGGGCAGGAAUGGCGGGCCAAGCAGCCAUGUUGCACUUUUACCAAAGCCCAGGUUCAGCAGGCCUUUAAAGCCGCCGUCAUAUGAGAUUCACCAGCAAAUUAGGGGUAGCGCGGAAAUGCUCGCUAUAGACCAGGGUCUCAAGCUAAAAGACAGGCCUAUCUUUUAUUCGAGGGGAGGGGAGCUGCGACAUGACUAUUUUGCACAACACUCGCUCUCUGGAAUGGAGCCCCCGGGCUACAUCCCGCCCCCGUCUUAUAAAAGAGCCCCACCCCCAAGAGCUGUGUCAAUCAAUCGUAAUGAAAUGCUAAACCUGCGGUGGAGGUCAGACUCCCUGCAACCCAGCUCAGACCCCGGGAGGUGGCUAACAAGGCACACGGGUGAUUCGUGGCUAGAACAAUAUGGAGAUCGUGGGGCGUCCUACCGUAAACAGAUAACCUCUGGGAACAAAGAGCAACCGAGUCAAGGUCGUCAGGUAACAGCUGAAGACACGAGAGCGAAUCAAAUCUCAGGUGGAAAUUCUCUCACUGACUCAGACAAGAUCCGGAACAUCAACAAAGAGAAUCCAUCUGCUAAAAAUUUAGGACAAUCUACCUGUGAUAGUGCCUUUCCUCCCCAACAGGGACAAUCUCUCAAUGCUGGUCGCAAGACGACUCUUACUGAAAAUGACAGCAGCACUCGAUGGGGCAGCAGGGGAUUGAACAAAAAAAGUGACAGUGUAGGUCCUGAGCAAAAUCGUAGUCAAUUUUUCCCCUCAUCUAUUCUGGGCAAGCCACCACCACCCCCAUGCAAGCCAACUGACCAGGUUGUCCCUGAAACUGUGCCGGAAGUAAAGAAAGUCGAACAGCCCGAACCACCAGAGAAAGACAAGUCCAAGAAUCUCAAAAAGAGACUCAGUGAAACCAUUUUUUGUUUGGUUUCAGUGCCGGUCACCCCGCAGCUCACUGGUACAAUCCGUGAUCAGAACAACAAUAAUGAGAAGUCACCAGACCCAGCAGACAGUCCCAGUGAAAACAAAACGGGCCAUUUAACAAACCAAAGUCUCCAAAGCACAUCUUCAGCUGAGGCAGAGCUGCAAGCAUUGACUGGUAGCAUAGCGAGCAGCAAGACGAGCAGCCGAGCCAGCAGUAAAAUGUUCAAAAAAUUGCCCUGUAGACCCCCUAAAAUAAACCAUUACAAGGAGCUGAAGUUGUCCGGAUCUUGGCCCGCAAACCAGUACCGCGACCAGGAGACGCAAACUAGCCCAGAGGCCGAAAAACCUGGCUCUGAAAACAAGGAAGCACAAGAAGACCCUAUCCCUGCUGCUCCUGAGGCCCCUGCAGAUGGUGUCGGUGCGGCGGGCACUGCCUUCACGUUCCCUAUCAAGGGAGUGAAGAGCCUAAAACUUUCAAGUAACAGCGCCUUCUCCCUGACCACCACUUUCUCCAACCAGCUGAACAAGAGCACAGCUCAGCAGCCAGCAGUGCCAUCCUCAGGAAAUGUGGAGAGCAAACCAGCGGCGAGCAGCGGGCAGGAGGUGUUCAAGGUUCCCGAGUUCCUGCUGAAACCGAUUGUCAGUCAGCGACCGUGGGAUGCUGUCAAAGAACUGGAGGCAAUCCAAAAAGAAGUCCAGGAACAACAACAGCAGCAACAGCAGCAGCAGCCGCAACAGAAACAGAGCAACAAACAGCCAAGUGUUGACAAGUGCAUCGAGGACCUCAACGAGGCCUACAAAGACAUCUUAGAGCUCGGUGCUGCCAGCAAUAAAGUUCCAGAUGGGUCAGUUGAAAUCCCUGAGCGUAUCAAGAUCCGGCUGACGUCCCAGCCUCUCAACAAACCCAGCAGCCUUAGGCGAAGUGCAGUCAGCUGGUCUGUUGAUCCGGAGUACAGGGAAGUCAAGAGCGCCUUCUCCAGGCCCGCCACCAAGUCCGUCACAUUCAGCAAACAGCUUAGGGAAGAACUUCCUGUGCCCCCUCGGGAGUCGGGCUUUCGAGAAUACAGGGUUGUUCCUCAUCUUCCGCGUCGACGUAGCAAUGAUGGCAGGACUGUGAAACUGGACCUGCCGGAUGAACCCAUCGAGACGCCGCUUUGCGACUUCAGUCCCACCACCAACAGUGCUGCGGCGGAGGUGCCAUGGGCGGACCGACAGCCCAUGCAGGAUGCCUCCACACUUACAAGUCCUCCUGACUAUGAAGACAUAUGCCAGACUUUGCGUCACUCUCGGGAUCCCAACGAUCCUAAUGACCCGGCAGUUCCUCAAGAUCUUGAUUUGGAGGAGGAAUGCCCUAUUUGCAAAAGGGAGCUGGAGAACCAGUUGAGACAGGGUCCGCUGCCUCCUCUCCAUGAGGAGAACAGCUCGGAUAGCUCAGUAAAUCCAAAUGGAAGUCCGCCGCAGCGUAUUGCAGUUGAAAGUCCGUCUGAAAAUGCAAUGGAUCAGGAACUUCAGAACUCGAGUCUCAACAAGACAGGGUUAGAUGUAAACACUCAUACAAGAAAAAAGGAUUCUUCAACACAAGACAAUUUGGGAGAGGUUGAAGAAAGAGUAGAUGGUCCCACAGAUGAGCCAUCAGACUCUGAGAAAGGGAGUAAAACCGAGUUGAUGGAGUCAGCGCAGAAAGAAGUCACUGAGGGGGAAACGGACCAAUCUGUUGAAGUUGAUCCUGGACCAGGGCGAGAAAGAGAAACCGACGCAGCAUCGGAUGACAAGCAGGACCAAGACAGGAAGACAAUUGCUCUCGCAGAACAUAGACUUGUACUUUGGACCCAUCCAGGGCGAGAUCACACCGGGUUGCCAGAGUUCCCCCCAGAGAGACUGCCACUUUCAGUCGUGCCAAAGCUGGACCGGAGGCUGUCUCUCAGCUUGGAAGGGGAACGGCGGGGCGAUGUCCUAACUGAUCAAUUUGAAGCUCUCCAGAAUAAGCUAGCCAUUUCUCCUGGCCAAGGGGCCGCGGAACGCCCGCCCGGCAAGAUACGGGAGGUGGACGUGAUGUAUCGCAUGAGACGCCUCAGCAUCAGGAGCACUGACUCUGGGGAGGGAAACGGAGAGGCCAAGGACUCCCUGGAUGACCCCGCUGCUGGAUCGCUACAGGUCUUGGACAAAACUGCAAAGCAUGGUGACAAGUCUACUUUCAGAACGCUGUGACAGCUGAAGACGGCAGCGAUGGUAUGGAAAAAGACGGCGUCCAUCGUUUCCCCAUCUCGAGGUUUUAGCGCUCCACACAACACUGUGAACUGGCUGCCUAACUUAGAAUGCCUUCAUCUUCAUCUCUUGACACUGAAAUGGCCUUCUUGUCCGACGAGAGCAUUGUGUAAACACCCUCACCCUCGGCUUGACUUCUAAGAGUGCUGUUCCACUGCCAAAAGGGAGGUGCCCCGCCCCGCCCCACCCCGCCUCCACCCAACCCUACCUACCCAAAACGAGCGCCUUCCUUCGUCCACGCCCCAAUCUUCUCCCGAUGCUUUUCUCAUUGGCAGACAUUAUGCAACUCACCCAUGCAUACGAAUACACUCGAGAAUCUGCGCAUUAUGAAUGUAAGCGUUAAUUUGAGGGUUUUGUUAUUAUUUGCUGUACCAAAAUAAAGUCGCGACUGCUACGGUGGUGGCACCACUCAUCGCGACUGUGUUUGGCUCGAGAACUGUUUUUGAUUUCCCGACAUGGUUCGGCUUUUCUUUAACUCGGCGACAUUGUCCCCUCCUUCGACCCUCUACCCUCCAGUUGCUAAGCUAAUCACACGAUCGCCCGCUCAGUCCAUAGCGCGCCGGUUGCUUUGCUUUCAGGUGACGUCUGACCGGAUAGUGCAGCUCCCGCCGCGCAGGUACUUUCAGGAAGCAAUAAAGAUUGACAGCAACUCUAUCACAACAAUGAGAAACAAAUAGAACAGAACACAUUUUUU